AUGACAAUAUAUCAAUUUUUGCUACUGUUUCUACUGUGGGAAUGCCUGCCACAUUUAUGUUCUCCAGAGAUAACAUUCAGAAGGACUCCUGUGCCACAGCGAAGAGUUUUAGAUGCACGUGUAUCAAGGAGUGAUGGCAAAAUCCUGCACCGUCAAAAACGUGGUUGGAUGUGGAAUCAGUUUUUCUUACUGGAGGAAUAUACAGGAUCCGAUUAUCAAUAUGUAGGCAAGCUUCAUUCAGACCAAGAUAAAGGAGAUGGAUCACUCAAAUAUAUUUUAUCUGGAGAUGGAGCUGGUACUCUUUUUAUUAUUGAUGAAAAAACAGGUGACAUCCAUGCCACACGAAGAAUUGAUAGGGAGGAAAAGGCUUUCUAUACUCUGCGUGCACAAGCUAUUAACAGAAGAACUCUAAGGCCCGUAGAACCAGAAUCUGAGUUUGUGAUCAAAAUCCAUGAUAUCAAUGACAAUGAGCCAACAUUCCCAGAAGAAAUUUAUACAGCUAGUGUUCCUGAAAUGUCUCUUGUUGGUACUUCCGUGGUGCAAGUCACAGCUACAGACGCCGAUGACCCUUCCUAUGGGAACAGCGCCAGAGUCAUUUACAGCAUCCUUCAAGGGCAGCCCUACUUCUCUGUGGAGCCUGAAACAGGCAUUAUCAGGACUGCUUUAUCAAACAUGAACAGAGAAAACAGAGAGCAAUACCAAGUGGUCAUCCAGGCUAAGGACAUGGGGGGCCAGAUGGGCGGCUUAUCGGGGACCACCAUGGUGAACAUCACGCUGACUGACGUCAAUGACAACCCUCCUCAUUUCGUCCAGAAAAAUGUUCAUCUUCGGGUGCUUGAAUCUUCCCCAGUCGGCACAGCGAUUGGAAGUGUAAAAACCACAGAUGCGGAUAUUGGGAAAAAUGCUGAAGUGGAAUUUCGCAUCAUCGAUGGUGAUGGGAUGGAUAUGUUUGACAUCAUCACUGAGAAGGACACGCAAGAAGGCAUUAUAACUGUGAAAAAGCCACUGGACUACGAAAGCCGAAGACUUUACACUUUGAAAGUGGAAGCAGAAAACACCCACUUGGACCCGCGCUUUUAUUACCUGGGGCCGUUUAAAGACACUGCAAUUGUGAAAAUCUCUGUUGACGAUGUGGAUGAGCCUCCCGUUUUUAGCAGAUCUUCCUACCUGUUUGAGGUCCAUGAAGAUAUUGAAGUGGGCACCAUCAUCGGCACUGUGAUGGCAAGGGACCCAGAUGCUACUUCCAGUCCCAUCAGAUUCUCCUUGGAUCGCCAUACUGACCUUGACAGGAUCUUUAAUAUACAUUCUGGAAAUGGAUCACUUUAUACAUCAAAACCCCUUGACCGAGAGCUAUCUCAAUGGCACAAUCUUACUGUUAUUGCUGCUGAAAUCAAUAAUCCCAAAGAAAUGACACGUGUGGCUGUUUUUGUGAGAAUUCUAGAUGUCAAUGACAAUGCCCCACACUUUGCUGUGUUCUACGACACUUUUGUGUGUGAGAACGCCAGGCCAGGACAGCUAAUACAGACUAUAAGUGCAGUAGAUAAAGAUGACCCAUUAGGUGGACAGAAAUUUUUCUUCAGUUUAGCAGCUGUCAAUCCAAACUUCACGGUGCAGGAUAAUGAAGAUAAUACUGCCAGAAUUUUAACCAGGAAAAAUGGAUUCAACCGACAUGAAAUAAGUACCUAUCUCUUGCCUGUGGUGAUAUCAGACAACGAUUACCCCAUCCAGAGCAGCACAGGCACGCUGACCAUCCGGGUGUGUGCCUGCGACAGCCAAGGCAACAUGCAGUCCUGCAGCGCGGAGGCCCUGCUUCUCCCUGCAGGCCUCAGCACUGGGGCUCUCAUCGCCAUACUGCUCUGCAUCAUUAUUCUGCUGGUUAUAGUGGUGCUGUUUGCAGCUCUGAAAAGGCAGCGGAAAAAGGAGCCUCUUAUCCUGUCUAAAGAGGACAUCAGAGACAACAUUGUGAGCUAUAACGACGAGGGUGGCGGAGAGGAGGACACGCAGGCCUUUGAUAUCGGCACCCUGAGGAAUCCUGCAUCCAUUGAGGAGAAGAAGCUCCGGCGAGACAUUAUGCCAGAAACGCUCUUUAUACCACGGAGGACUCCCACAGCUCCAGACAACACGGAUGUGCGGGAUUUCAUUAACGAGAGGCUAAAAGAACAUGACCUGGAUCCCACCGCACCUCCGUACGACUCCCUGGCAACCUAUGCUUACGAAGGAAACGACUCCAUUGCUGAAUCCCUGAGUUCGUUAGAAUCAGGUACUACUGAAGGAGACCAAAACUAUGAUUACCUCCGAGAGUGGGGUCCUCGGUUUAAUAAGCUUGCGGAAAUGUAUGGUGGUGGGGAAAGCGACAAAGACUCUUAACCUACAAACUACGUCCUGUUCGAACAGAGCAAGUAACUUUAGGGCAGUCUCCGCUUCACAAUAUUUGAUAUUCAGGAGAAUUUUCCUGUCACUCAGCACAAUUUUUUCCCAUCUAGUUUUUAAUUUGUUCAUUAAUUCCAUUAAUUCUUUCUUGUAGGAUGUCUCAUGGAAUAUAUAUGACAGUUUAUUUAAUCACUUCCAAGAGCCAAAGCUAUGGAAAUUCAGUGUUGUCCAUUUUAGUAAAUUAAAGAUGAACAGGAUAGGUUUCCCUUAAGCAACCUCACAAGCAAGCCGCUUCUGUUAGAUACACACCCUACCCUUGCAAAUAAAGCUUUUAAAAAAAGAAGACGACGACGAAUUUUAAGGUAUAUCCUGUUCUGUACAUUAAAUUAAACAAGAAGUACACGUGAUGUUAGUAGGUGUGAUAUGCAA
Molecule: messenger RNA, 2799 nt
Organism: Ochotona princeps (American pika)
Lineage: Eukaryota; Metazoa; Chordata; Mammalia; Lagomorpha; Ochotonidae
Product: cadherin-10
Exons: 11
Coding region: 1-2367 (788 amino acids)
Biological process (GO): cell-cell junction assembly; homophilic cell-cell adhesion; cell morphogenesis
Cellular component (GO): catenin complex; plasma membrane; adherens junction
Molecular function (GO): cadherin binding; calcium ion binding
Source: RefSeq, a predicted model, not a curated record